Messenger RNA from Ahaetulla prasina, 1216 nucleotides. It is a transcript of the gene AKR1A1, whose product is annotated as aldo-keto reductase family 1 member A1. Gene Ontology annotation, biological process: aldehyde catabolic process. Bases 127 to 1110 code for a protein of 327 amino acids. The record is from RefSeq and is a predicted model, not a curated record. NCBI's taxonomy places the organism in Eukaryota, Metazoa, Chordata, Lepidosauria, Squamata, Colubridae. The transcript is spliced from 9 exons. Gene Ontology annotation, cellular component: cytosol. Gene Ontology annotation, molecular function: aldose reductase (NADPH) activity.
GCUCGGUUAAAUUUUAAACCCGGAAACGGAAACAUUAAUGUCAGAAGCGAGGUGUUUUUUUUUUAACUUUCUUUUGCAUUCCGGCGAAGGAGUAGACUAGAGAUCUCGAACUGGUGCGCGAUAAAGAUGCCGUCUGAAUGCAACUAUGCUUUGCUUCAUACUGGACAAAGAAUGCCUUUUGUUGGAUUAGGUACUUGGAAGAGUGAUGCUGGACAAGUAAAAGAAGCUGUAAAGUAUGCCCUUAGUGUGGGCUAUCGCCACAUUGACUGUGCUACAGCUUAUAGCAACGAAGCAGAAAUAGGUGAAGCUCUCCAGGAGACUGUUGGGGCUGACAAGGCUGUUAAAAGAGAAGAGCUGUUUGUUACAUCAAAGUUAUGGAACACCAAACACCACCCAGAAGAUGUGGAGCCAGCUUUAAGGAAGACUCUGCAAGAUCUAAAGCUGGAUUACCUGGACCUCUACCUUAUGCACUGGCCACACGCUUUCGAGCGAGGAAAUAAUCUCUUCCCCAAGAAUCCUGAUGGUACAAUGCGUUAUGAUUAUAUUGACUACAAAGAUACAUGGAAGGCUAUGGAAAAAUUGGUGGAAAAAGGCUUGGUGAAAGCUAUUGGACUUUCAAAUUUCAAUAGUCGACAGAUUGAUGAUGUUCUCAGCAUAGCUUCUGUCAAGCCAGCAGUUCUACAGGUGGAAUGUCAUCCUUACCUAGCCCAGAGAGAACUAAUAGCUCAUUGCCAUCAGCGAGGGCUGGUGGUAACUGCUUACAGUCCUCUUGGUUCACCUGACCGGAUGUGGAAGCACCCAGAUGAGCCAGUAUUGCUGGACGAACCUGGGAUAAAGAAACUGGCAGAAAAAUACAACAAAUCUCCUGCUCAGAUUCUUCUCAGAUGGCAAGUUCAGCGUAAAGUAGUUGUUAUUCCCAAGAGUGUUACCCCUGCACGCAUACUCCAAAAUCUUCAGGUGCUUGACUUCAGCCUGACCGUUGAAGAGAUGAAUUCUGUUGAGAGCCUGAAUAAAAACUGGCGAUAUAUUGUGCCAAUGCUCACGGUGGGGGACAAAAUGAUAGCAAGGGAUGCUGGACACCCCCUAUAUCCCUUCAAUGAACCAUAUUAAUUCACAAAGCUACUAAGAUGAAAAAUGUAUUUCCAUUCAGGACAGCUGCUGCCAUCAGUUACUAGAUUAAAAAAAAACAUACCCAAAUAAAGUUUUAUAUCUAUGA